Molecule: messenger RNA, 1623 nt
Organism: Venustampulla echinocandica
Lineage: Eukaryota; Fungi; Ascomycota; Leotiomycetes; Helotiales; Pleuroascaceae
Exons: 2
Coding region: 1-1623 (540 amino acids)
Molecular function (GO): protein binding
Source: RefSeq, a predicted model, not a curated record
AUGGAGUCUUCGGGGAAUACAACUUUGACCACGUGUGUAAAGGAACCUCGACGGAAGACACUCAGAGAUUUCAGAUUAUUCACCCACCCCUCAGAAGACCAUCCCGAGAAUAUUAACAUCUGGAACUUCUCGACCAGAUCAUGGACUCCUUGGUUGCCAGAGGCUAAUAAAGAAGCAGCACAGGCCAUCCUCUGGCGAGGUGCACGAACAAUCGCUAAGCUCCUUCACUUUUGUAGCCACCAAUGCUUGGUUGGCACCGUGAGAGAAUAUAUCCCCGAUGAGUACGUGCAUCGCGUGUUUCAGCCCACAGAGUGGGCCUAUAAGUUCACUACACAGCACGCCCUUUUCAACAGCGACGUUCUGAAAAAGGCCGUCGAGAACAAAAUUCUACCCCGCUGGAAAGAACACAAUGGGUACCCAGUCCACCAGGAAGCGCCACUUACCGUCCAAGAGGAACCUAAUGAUCCGGACAAAACACGGAUGGCAUUCUUCGAGGAGCGGGCUCGCUCAGAUAAUGCUGCCUUAACGAUAUUUAUGGCUCCUCUACUCGAGCCUAUGGAUUGGAAGACAAUCUGUGCCCAGAAUACAGCUGCCGACAAACAAAUUUAUGAAUGGUCUGUGUAUUCUCUAGCCUCAGCUGCAAACAUCGUAUCCCGGCUACUUGGGAACCGGGAAAACGUAACCAAAUCAGCUGCUGGGCAUGACAGAAACCCGCGAUGGCUCGCCGUGGGAAACACGCCAAAUAGACCAACCUAUGAAAUGAUACCUCUGGCAGAAAACUUUUGGCCUCUUCCAUCCGUUAACAUUGGUGGGGUCAUACUUGGUGAAGGGGAGGCUGACGAAAAUCCUCUAAAGUCUAAAAGGAGACGCAUGCCCCUGAAGGAUGCUCCGGCGAAAAAGCGCCAAUUAGCUGCAAAAGCAGUUAUUCCUCCUUUGCCUUCUUCAAUCUACAAGCCAUCCCAGAUGGAAGCCCCGGAAAAACAAGGGCAUGUCGAUUCACUCAAAAUUCACCCUGCAGAACGCUCCACAGCUGCCUAUCUCCCUCGCCACCACCCCCAUCUUCAAACAAUGUACUCAAUAUCCAAGUCCCCAGAGCCAAACGGUCAAGGAGAAUCGAACGAACUAUCCACUGUUCCAAAGAUGUCUCCACCUCAAGCCUCAAGCCCACGGCUCCAUGAUCAUCAAACCCGUCCUCACUCACCCCCUCCUAAAGCGCCAUCAAUGGAUAAGGCCCCACCAACGGAACCCCAACUAACUGAACCUAAUAACCAUCCAACACUUGCUACUUCAAACCAACGCUCCUCCGCUACCCCUCCUCCCCGGACCAAGUCACCAAACCUCACCACCCCAAAAGUCUCCCACUGGGACUCAGAAGACCUCACUGGUUUCCUAACCCGCAUGAAAAUCUCAGCCGACAACAUCACCAUGUUCUGCUCCUACGACUUCCCGCAAAAAGGAAAGCUAACUGGUGAAGUCUUGUUGACAUUAACAAACGAGGAGGUAAAUGAUGAGAAGCUAGAGAUCGAGGGCCCGGAAGAGAGAAGGAGACUAUGGAGGGUGGUUAAUAAGCUGCAUGCAAGGGUUCAGAAGAAUGACAGGGAGUUGGGGGCUGUGGAUCGGUGA